Messenger RNA from Beta vulgaris subsp. vulgaris (sugar beet), 2110 nucleotides. Its product is annotated as putative pentatricopeptide repeat-containing protein At5g47460. The transcript has a single exon. Bases 144 to 1856 code for a protein of 570 amino acids. Gene Ontology annotation, biological process: RNA modification. NCBI's taxonomy places the organism in Eukaryota, Viridiplantae, Streptophyta, Magnoliopsida, Caryophyllales, Amaranthaceae. The record is from RefSeq and is a predicted model, not a curated record. Gene Ontology annotation, molecular function: protein binding; RNA binding.
UUAGUACCUAAAUUGCAACAAAGUUGAAAGUUUAGGGCCUAAGAGUGCACUUAACUCUCCAAAUAACCAAGACUCAACUUGCCCUGAUACACGAACAUAUUAAAACAUAGCAUCACUACAUCGUUGCUUUUCUCAGACGAGGAAUGCAAAGAGCAAUUUACAGAGCAAUUAGCAAUCAUUCUCAAAACCACAAACUCUCUCUUCUUUCUCUCUCCUCAACCUCUGAACCUCCAAUCAAGUUGACCCGUAGAAGUCAUACCAAUGUAGAUGGGUUGCCAUUUUCCGGGAUACCCGAAACCAUCAAAUGGGGCACCAAACCAGAUGAUAGUCUUACAUGGGUACAAAUGAUCCGAUAUUGUACAAAUCAUAACUAUGUUUCUCAUGGAAAACAGCUUCAUUGCUAUGUUUUACAAUCUGGGUUUACUUCAAAUGUCUAUAUAAGUACAACUCUGGUAAGUUUCUAUGCCAAAGUUGUGUCCUUAGACGAUGCACACAAACUGUUUGAUGAAAUACCUCAACCAAAUGUGGUGUCCUGGAAUGCUGUGAUUUCUGGGUAUUUACAUUCUGGAAAUUUGUGGAAUGCUCUGUCCCUGUUCGUUGAGCUCAAUCAGUCAGAACUGCGAGCUAAUGCAUACUCUUUUACUCUUGCAUUAGCUGCAUGUGGUCAACUGAUGUUGCUGCAAUUAGGCAUGUCCGUGCACUCGAAGAUUGUUGUAUAUGGACUGGAAUCGAGUGUUGUUGUUGCAAACUGUUUGAUUGAUUUCUAUGGAAAGUGCAGUUCUGAAGCUGAUGCUAUUCAUGUGUUUGACGAAUUGAGAGAUAAGGAUGUGAUUUCGUGGAAUUCGAUUAUUGCAGCGUGUGCCAGAAACCGAAGGCUUGACCUAGCAUCUGAUUACUUUUAUCAGAUGCCUUGCCCUGAUACUGUGACCUACAAUGAAAUGAUUAAUGGUAUUUCCAAGUUUGGUGACAUAAACGAGGCGAUUAAGAUUUUGAGGAGCAUGCCAAACCCAAAUUCAUCCUCAUGGAACGCGAUUAUAUCAGGUUAUGUAGUUCGGAAUAGAGCACAGGCAGCUCUUGACUUCUUCACUCAAAUGCAUAGAAAUGCAGUCAUAAUGGAUGAAUUCACAUUUUCUAGCAUUUUAAGUGGGAUUGCUUGUGUUUCAGCUCUAAAAUGGGGUUCAUUAAUUCAUUGUUGUGCUAUCAAAUAUGGUUUGGUUGCUUCGAGGAUCAUCGGGUGUGCCCUUGUUGACAUGUAUUCAAAAUGUGGGCGCGUACUAGAUGCGGAAAUAUUGUUUCGGGCUAUGCCCAUAAAGAACAUUGUUACUUGGAAUGCAUUGAUCUGCGGCCUGGCACAUAAUGGUGAAUCAUAUAGGGUGAUCCAAUACUUCGAAGAGUUGAAAGCUACGAAGGGAUUGAUACCCGAUGACAUCACCUUCGUGAAUGUUUUGGCGGCAUGCUCACAUUGCCAAAUGCCAUUGGAGAAAGCUUAUGAAUAUUUAACAUCCAUGAUUUUCAAUUAUGGAAUUAAACCAAAGCCUGAACAUUUAGCGUCUAUAAUUAGACUAAUGGGGCACCAUGGACAACUAAGGAAGGCAGAGAAGAUGAUUAAUGAACUAGGGUUUGGUUCAUGGUCAUCGGUUUGGAGGGCUUUGCUUGGUGCUUGUGUUGUUUGUGUAGACUUAGAUGUUGCCAAAGUUGCAGCUGCAAAGUUGAUGGAAUUAGAAGGUGAUGAGGUUGGAUUUGUGAUGUUGUCGAACAUAAACAAGGAUCGCGGUAAUUGGGUGGAUGCAAAUGCCGUCUGGCAGCUGAUGAGAGGCCAAGGGGUGAUAAAAGAAGCCGGGUUAAGUUGGGUUUAGGGGAUUUAAGUUGCCGAGAGCUGAUGUAUUCACGCAAUGCAGUCACCAUUAAUGAUCAUUAACCAGACUCCAGCUGAGAUAGAGUAACGAAGCUGAGAAACUUGUUCACCAUAUAAGAUUACAGACUUAAGUUAUGCAGCAAGGUUAUGCAUUUUCAAAAUCAUGCUUUGCUGCGAUGUAAUACUCCUACAUUUUACUGAGGUGAUUCGUUGGUAAAUUCGAUAUGAUGAUCAAAAGUCCCAUAAUUUGUUCCA